AUGGGCGCAAAUGCCAUCGGGACACAGAAAUAUAACGUGCUUGUAAUUAUUAUAACAGAUAAACAGAAUGCGUUCGACGCGAGUGGCCGAAAGACAUAUGUGAAUGCGUGUGAGAUGCUCGGCGUAGUACCGGUGUCAUACUUCAUGCGUCACAUUGAAGAUGAAGUGGUGAACUUACGGCACCACGGGCUCGGUCCGCACGGUGCUAAGGCGAUGUCUCUACCCUUGGUGGGUAACACAUCUGUCCUUGUCCUAAACCUCGACGACAAUUGGUUAGGAGCCGAUGGUGUAGUUUACAUCAGUGAGAUGCUCAAAGAGAACUGCUACAUAGCCGAUUUGAGUCUGGCGGACAACCGAAUCUGCAGUAAGGGAGCCCAGGCCAUCGCUGAAAUGUUGUUGAUCAAUACUACAGUGAAGAAACUAAAUCUUGCCGGUAAUAUGCUUCAAGACAAAGACGCCGAAUGCCUAUCACAAGCUAUACUGGGAAAUACGCUCCUAAAAGAAGCCAAUUUGUCGAUGAACGGUUUUGGAGCAGAGUCGUCGAAAGCUGUCGCUGAGAUCAUCCGGGUCAACGGUACAUUACGUCAUCUAGACGUGAGCAACAAUCGUUUGCCAGCCGAUGGCAUGGGCGCCAUCGCAAAGGCGCUGGAUGAAAAUGAAAUCCUCAAAGUGCUGAAGGGUCUCGUGAAUAGUGCGACAGAGGAACAGUUUAACAUGCUUCAAGAACAGUUCGAUAGCAAUGCCGUCACAACAGUCGUGCUCGCACAAGCUACCUGCUAA
Molecule: messenger RNA, 780 nt
Organism: Priapulus caudatus
Lineage: Eukaryota; Metazoa; Priapulida; Priapulimorpha; Priapulimorphida; Priapulidae
Product: leucine-rich repeat-containing protein 74A-like
Exons: 7
Coding region: 1-780 (259 amino acids)
Molecular function (GO): protein binding
Source: RefSeq, a predicted model, not a curated record